Messenger RNA from Plasmodium vinckei vinckei, 429 nucleotides. RefSeq names its product conserved Plasmodium protein, unknown function. NCBI's taxonomy places the organism in Eukaryota, Apicomplexa, Aconoidasida, Haemosporida, Plasmodiidae. The record is from RefSeq and is a predicted model, not a curated record. The transcript has 2 exons. Bases 1 to 429 code for a protein of 142 amino acids.
AUGAAUGUAGAAUAUCUUGAGGAGGAUGAUAUUAAUAAACUUAUUGAUACUAUUAGUGUAAAUUACAAGGAAUGUAAUAAAUAUGAUGAAUAUAUUGAGGAAGAAUUGGAAAGCGAGUUAGAAGAUGAAGAGAAUGUAAUAAGUAACAAAACCUCGGGAAAGGAUAAUUCCAAAAAAGAGGAAAGUAAAAACCCUAUAGACAAUAUUAAAGAUGCUAUUUUUCAAAAAAAAUUUGAAAAUAAACAGGUUACUAAAAAUGUUCAAAACUCAAAAGCAAAGACUUAUCACAACAAAAACUUGUUUACUAACAUAAACGUGAAGAAAAAAAGAAUAAAAGAAAGCAGUGAUGAAUCGAGUGAUAACGAUAGAUUAAAAUCAAUAAAAAAAAUAUCAAACAAUUUAAAGAAAAAAAAAAUAGGAAAAAAAUAG